GAUAUUAAGACGUUCAGCCGAUGACGAGAACUCCGAUUAGACCAAAAUAUAGGCUUAGCUCAGCUGAUAUUCGUAUUUUGAGCUCAAUUACGUCGGAAUUUUGUUAAUCAUUAAGUUCAUGGGUUGCAUUGUAAGUGUAUCUGCCCUGGAGUCUUAGAGAACGAGCUGGUUAAAAUCACAAUCUUCGUCGCAUACCACAAGCUAAUGAAACAUGGAGCUGCUGCAGUUGCUGUGCUACACAUUCCUUCUGCUACUGUCGAGGAUGCUGGUUCUGCAAGCCGUCAGCUGGGAGGAGUGGUGGACCUACGAUGGCAUAUCAGGUCCUGCUUUUUGGGGUCUCAUCAAUCCGGAAUGGUCGCUCUGUAAUAAAGGACGUCGCCAGUCGCCAGUGAAUCUGGAGCCACAGCGUUUGCUGUUCGAUCCGAAUCUUCGUUUAAUGCAUAUCGACAAGCACAGGAUAAGCGGAAUUAUAAGCAAUACCGGACACAGCGUAAUAUUUACGGCCGGCAAUGAUACUGUCGCCAACUAUGAUGGCAUGCAGACGCCAGUGAACAUAUCUGGCGGUCCACUCUCAUAUCGCUAUCGAUUCCAUGAGAUACACAUUCACUACGGACUCAACGACCAAUUUGGCUCCGAGCACAGCGUCGACGGCUAUACAUUCCCUGCAGAGAUACAAAUAUUCGGUUACAACUCACAGCUAUAUGCAAAUUUCUCAGACGCCCUCAAUCGGGCGCAGGGCAUCGUUGGCGUCUCCAUUCUACUGCAGUUGGGAGACCUCUCCAAUCCCGAGCUGCGCAUGCUGACCGACCAGCUGGAGCGUAUCCGCUAUGGCGGCGACGAGGUCUUUGUGAAGCGGCUCUCCAUACGCGGACUGCUGCCCGAUACGGACCACUACAUGACAUACGAUGGCUCGACAACAGCUCCUGCUUGCCACGAGACCGUCACCUGGGUGGUGCUUAAUAAGCCAAUCUACAUAACAAAACAACAGUUGCACGCACUGCGCCGCUUGAUGCAGGGCAGUCCCGACCAUCCCAAGGCUCCGCUGGGCAACAACUAUCGUCCGCCUCAGCCGCUGCUGCAUCGACCCAUUCGCACAAAUAUUGACUUCAAGACGGCGAAGACAAAGGCCGCCUGCCCCACCAUGUACCGCGAGGUCUAUUAUAAAGCUACCAGUUGGAAACAAAACUAGAAGUCAAUGCCAUAACGUUCAG
This is a messenger RNA of Drosophila hydei, 1211 nucleotides long. It is a transcript of the gene CARPB, whose product is annotated as carbonic anhydrase-related protein 10. The transcript is spliced from 9 exons. The record is from RefSeq and is a predicted model, not a curated record. Bases 212 to 1189 code for a protein of 325 amino acids. Lineage: Eukaryota; Metazoa; Arthropoda; Insecta; Diptera; Drosophilidae. Gene Ontology annotation, molecular function: zinc ion binding; carbonate dehydratase activity.